AUGGGAAACACCCAGAGUAGUAUGAAUAGGGAUCCGGUUAUUGCUCGAUCUAAUCCAAGUGCGCCUGGUGUUUUGAGACUGUACAAUCUUGAAGAUCAUGUUUUCCCGUACAAAGUGGCGAAGUCAGUAGAAAGUUAUCCAAGCGUUCAUUUAGCUACUUCUCUCAGUAGCUUUGAGAGACUUGUCUCGAGACAUCUUCCUUUAUCACCUAGGUUGGAGGAAAUAACAGGAAAAGAAAUGGAUAUAUAUCAUAACGUUGUUAACAAAGAGGAGACAGCCUGGGAGAUAUUGACGAGUGGAGAAAGAGUAACUAAUAUACGCCAUAAUUCUAAAGAAGAUAGAAGUCAGGUAUACAUGUGCAGACAAUUUGUUGUGGAGAUAACGGAGGGUAUAGGAGAGAUCCGAGACUUAAAAAUCUUGCAAGCUUGUUGCAACUACUUAACAAGGCUUCCACAGCACAUAGGCUGCUUGACGAAUCUUAAGGUUUUAGUCCUUUCAAAGAACAGGAUACAGAAACUACCCGAAGAAAUCGGACUACUGAAGAACCUUAGAGAGCUUAAUCUGUCCCAGAACCUUCUUUCCUCUCUUCCCAAGGGAAUUUCUGCACUAAAAGCUCUCAAUGCACUUCAUAUAGAUAAUAACCUAUUUGUUGUUCUUCCCUCGGUUAUAGGGAGACUUUAUGGACUAAAGUACUUGAAUGUCUCCAACAACAAAAUUCAGAAUAUCCCACUGGAAAUUUUGAAGCUUCCAUUUCUAAUAGAGUUGGCUGCCACAUCCUGCAACUUUACACCUGAAGAAACUGUAGAGUACAUAGGACAUGUCACACUCAAGGAAACUUGCUCAAGGCAUUUGGUAAGAAACAAUCUGAAUGUUCGAAGGAGUAUCGACAAGCCACUGAUAAGGUAUCUCCUGUCUGUAGAGGAGUGUUCGUUUUGUGGAGGUCCUCUUUUUGAAAACUACUAUCUUCACAGGAGCAUGCAAACUUUUGAUUCAGAGAGAUUUCCAAUAGUCUAUAAGCUGUGUGUUAAACACUAUGUAAGACAUGAAGACAGAAUAACAACUCUGUUCCUCGGCCCAUUGAAAACUUAUCCUCAGAGACUUAUAAAGUCAAACAUGCCGUUAGUCAGUGAGUUGUUCAACCACUUUGGAUACAAUGACGAACAGAAAAGGAUUUUUAACCAAGGAUGGAGUAGUGAGGAGACAGAUCAAAUGCCUCUUAUUUGCCUUUCGAAGUAUGCUGGAAUGUAUAUCGAAAAGAAUUAG
Encephalitozoon intestinalis ATCC 50506 is the source of this 1263-nucleotide messenger RNA. RefSeq lists its product as uncharacterized. The record is from RefSeq and is a predicted model, not a curated record. Gene Ontology annotation, molecular function: protein binding. The transcript has a single exon. Bases 1 to 1263 code for a protein of 420 amino acids. NCBI's taxonomy places the organism in Eukaryota, Fungi, Microsporidia, Unikaryonidae.